Molecule: messenger RNA, 1835 nt
Organism: Verruconis gallopava
Lineage: Eukaryota; Fungi; Ascomycota; Dothideomycetes; Venturiales; Sympoventuriaceae
Exons: 6
Coding region: 1-1626 (541 amino acids)
Molecular function (GO): NADP binding; N,N-dimethylaniline monooxygenase activity; flavin adenine dinucleotide binding
Source: RefSeq, a predicted model, not a curated record
AUGGCUGAAGAGCGAUACGACGCUGUAAUCGUUGGUGCCGGCUUUGCGGGCAUAUACAUGCUACACAAACUACGCGACGAGUUGAACCUGAAGUGUUUAGUGAUUGAUAUCGCUGGCGAUGUUGGGGGAACUUGGUACUGGAAUCUGUAUCCUGGGGCGAUGUCCGAUACUGUAGAGAGCUUCGCCUAUCGAUAUUCAUGGGAUAAGGAAGACUUGAAAACGUACCCUUGGCGGGAUCAUUAUGUGAAACAGCCUGAAGUGCUAGCUUAUCUUCAACAUAUUACCAAGAAAUACGACUUGAGGAAGGAUAUGCGUUUCAAAACCGAGCUGAAGCAAGCGGCCUGGGUCGAAAGCGAGAAGCAAUGGCACCUUGAUGUUUCUAGUGGCCAACAGCUCGUCUCACGAUACUUGAUCCUCGGGCUCGGAAUUCUAUCCAAGGCAAAUAUCCCAAAUAUACAUGGGGCCGAUACUUUCAAAGGUGAGAUGUAUCACACGGCUCAUUGGCCGAAAAAAUUAUCCCUGGACGGGAAAAAAGUUGGCAUUAUUGGCAGUGGCUCUACAGGUGUCCAAGUUAUCACUGAAAUUGGCAAGAAGGUUGAAUCGCUCACUUGCUUUCAACGGCAUCCACAGUAUAGUGUCCCUUCCGGGGACAAGGAAGUAGAUGCACAAUAUCGCCAGUGGAUUAACGACCAUUACGACGACAUAUUCAGACUAGUUCGGAACUCGAUAACGGGUUUCGGUUUCGAGGAGAGCAAGACUUCGUAUCACGACGUGUCGCCAGAAGAGCGCGAGCGAAUCUUCCAGGAAUAUUGGGACAAAGGCAAUGGGUUUCGCUUUAUGUUCGGCACGUUCAGCGACAUUACGACGGACCGUGACGCUAACGAAGCAGCUUGCGACUUCAUUCGGAAGAAAAUCGACGCAAUUGUCAAAGACCCAGAGAAGGCACGAAAGCUUAAACCGUACGAUGUCUAUGCUCGUCGUCCUCUGUGCGAUGGGCAAGCUCGCGGUGAAGGUUAUUACGAACAAUUCAACCGUGACAAUGUUGACAUUGUGCAUCUUGGGGAGACGCCUAUUCAAAGAAUUGAACCACAAGGCAUUCGCACGUCUGACGGCAAACUUCAUGAGCUUGACAUGUUGAUCUGGGCAACCGGGUUCGAUGCAGUCGAGGGAAAUUACGUGCGGCUCGCCAUACAAGGCCGCAAAGGAAAAGUACUACGUGACCAUUGGUCUGAUGGCCCAACCAGCUAUCUUGGAGUUGCCAUUCCCGGUUUCCCAAACAUGUUUAUGAUUAACGGCCCAAAGGCGGCUUUUACCAACCAGCCCCCAAUGAUUGAAGUCCAAGUUGAAUUUGUAGCUGAUGUUAUCGCUGCUGCGCAACGACAAAAGAGCACCAGUGUCACGAUUACUGCUACAGAAGAGGCAGAACGUGGAUGGACGAAGCUAUGCGAUGAAUUGGCAGCAAAUUCGUUGUUCUGGAAAGCGGAGGACAACUGGAUAUUUGGGGCGAACAUACCGGGAAAAAAAUGUUGCCUCCGUUUCUACUUCGGCGGUCUGCAGAAAUACAUUGGGGAGCUCCAACAUUGUAUUGAUGAGGGAUUCAAAGGGUUUGAAAUAGUCGCUGGGUGAACGUACACAUCGCAAUCCCAAUGCUGCAGACUCAGUCAUUGAAUGACUUUAUUCGCUACCUCGUUUCGUAGUACAGUCCAUAAACGGUGACAUGUUGCCAGAUUCGGCUAGAUGGCAACCAUCAUUUGCACUACUACUAGGAGGACAAUGUAAUUAUUGUCAGUACAUCCAACGAACAGUCUGAAUAUUUCAUGCUCCGUAUAUGGAAA